Molecule: messenger RNA, 1422 nt
Organism: Tripterygium wilfordii
Lineage: Eukaryota; Viridiplantae; Streptophyta; Magnoliopsida; Celastrales; Celastraceae
Product: E2F transcription factor-like E2FE
Exons: 11
Coding region: 100-1251 (383 amino acids)
Biological process (GO): regulation of transcription by RNA polymerase II
Cellular component (GO): RNA polymerase II transcription regulator complex
Molecular function (GO): DNA-binding transcription factor activity, RNA polymerase II-specific; RNA polymerase II cis-regulatory region sequence-specific DNA binding
Source: RefSeq, a predicted model, not a curated record
GGCACAAAACUCCGUCUUCCCUCUCUCUCCGCUCUCCUUCUUCAUAACCUUAACGAUCCUUCUGUUCUCUCCAUUAUUUUUCAUCAGAGAAAAGGAGAUAUGCCGUUAUCUUCCUCAUCAUCUUGUCUACUCGAAUCUUCCUCUUCCAGGAAUUUCGGCUACUGCAGGAAGCAGAAAUCUCUCGGCCUCUUGUGCUCCAAAUUUUUGGUCUUGUACAAUCGACAGGGAAUUGAGUCUAUCACUCUCGAUGAUGCUGCUACGAAAUUAGGUGUGGAGAGACGCAGGAUCUAUGAUAUCGUCAAUGUCUUGGAAAGCGUUGGGGUUCUCGCAAGAAAGGAAAAGAACCAGUAUUUAUGGAAAGGGCUUGGGGCAAUUGCUGAGGAACUACAGAAGCUCAAGGAAGAGGGCUUUAGGGAGAAUUUCAACGCCUCGGACGGGAACAGCAAUUGUUCCAAAGUAACAGAUUAUGUUGACGAGGAUGAUGAUGAGGACAGCCUUUUGAAUUCGAACAGAGGGAGCCAGAAUGAGAGUUCUAUUCUAAGUGGAAUGCCCAAAUCCUCUGCAUCAUCAAGAACUGAUAACCGAAGAGAAAAAUCUUUGGGACUUUUAACACAGAAUUUUGUCAAGCUUUUUGUGUGCACCAAAGUGGAUUUGAUUUCUCUUGAUGAUGCUGCAAAAUCAUUGCUUGGGGAUGGGCAUGCUUCAUCACUAAUGAGAACAAAAGUAAGACGGCUAUAUGACAUUGCAAAUGUGUUGUCUUCUGUAAAUCUCAUUGAGAAGACGCACACUAUUGAUACCAGGAAGCCUGCAUUCAGGUGGUUGGGGUCAAGGGGAAAUACAGGGAAUAAGACUGGUGAUGCUUCAGUUGUUAAUGAAAGCAAGAGGACAUUUGGAACUGAUGUUACAAACAAUAGUUUGAAGAGAAACAGAGUUGAAUCUUCUAUUGAGGAUAUAAACCAGGACACAGAGAAACACAAGCAGCUGAAAGUUGAAGAUUCAGUGCACCAGGAGCAGUCAAAACAUGGAUCAAAGAGCUACCAGUUUGGCCCUUUUGCUCCGGUGAGUGUGCCUAAGGUUGGUGCCCCUGAGAAUAAUGUGAUAAAGGGUCAUGACUGGAAGAGUCUUUCCUCUACUUACCGACCUCAGUAUCACAAUCAAGCUUUAAGAGACCUUUUUGCUCACUACAUGGAAGCAUGGAAGUCGUGGUACACAGAAAUCGCUGCGAAAAAGCCAUUGCAAGAAAUUUUUUAGAACGGCACAAUGUCUUUUCUAAUUCAAUGUAGUACAGCACCAGAGCUCCAUUUUUUUUUAUUUGAAACAAUGCAGUGAUGACCUCGUUGGUUGCAUUUUCUCUAUGCAUCAAAUCUGAGAUGGUCAUCCUGGGACUCCACUUACUGUUAACAGUUAUACAAGGUAACAAAA